AUGGCUGAGUUUAUGAUGGCUCAGCAGGCCCAGAAUCAAAAUCAGGGACACCCUCGGGUCGACUUUGCUAAAGCUAUAGCAAGUAGACACCCAUCGAGUUAUGCGGGGGAAGAUGAUCCAGUGGUUUUGGAAGAAUGGAUACGGACAUUUGAUAAACUGCUUGACGCAAAAGGAGAAACUGUUCAGGUCUACUAUGACCAGUAUGUGGAGCUAAUGAGGUUUGCUCAAGACAUUGUGCCGGACGAGGCAAGCAAAGCAAGAAGAUUUGUGCGAGGACUGGAUUGGGACGUGAGAAGGGCAAUCGCACCAUUCAUGUGCUCCACUCUCAAGGAGGCAUAUAAUCGGGCAUCGGAUCAGUACCAAGUGUACCUAGAUCAACAGGAAGUUUAUGGUAGGAACAAGAGAAAAAUUGAUGAUAAACAUAAGAGAUUCAAGGUGGAUGAUCGGAAGUCUAACCAAGGGAAAUUUCAACCAAAGCAAGGAGAGAAGAGGGGAGGAACAGACCAAGGGAAGCAGUCUGCUUGCAGCAGAUGUGGAAAGAGCCAUCCUGGAGAAAAUUGCCAAGGGGUAAGAAUAAGGUGCUACAAGUGUGGCCUCUUAGGACACAAAUUCUAUGAGUGCCAAACCAGGGUAGAAAACCUCCAGAACUCCUCGCAGAAUAACAGGCACGGAGGAGGAUUAAGUGGGAGCAACGGCCGGAAACCUGCGGAAUCCGGAAACAAGGGGGUUAAUUCUCCGCAAGUGAACCGGGGGAGGCCAACGAACGCUGCCACAGGUCCGAACGACAAAGGGAAGUCGCCGAUGGGAGAAAGCAGCACAGGGAACCAAGGCCGAAUCUACGUCGUUAAUAGCACUCAAGCUCAGGCUGGCGACGUCGUAACUGAUACAUUUCUUAUAAACUCAGUGCUUGGUUCGGUAUUAUUUGAUACGGGAGCUACCAAUUCCUUUAUAUCAUCUACGUUUGCGGAUAGAUUGAAGUUAUGGCCUACUAGUAAGUUAGACUUAAAUGUGAGAACUGCCUCGGGGAUAGUGGUAGCCUGUAAAGAUGGAUAUGACAACAUUUCGAUAGAAAUUGCGGGAUUCAAUUGUCCCGGAAAUCUUAUUCGUUUUGAGUUAGAGGGCAUCGAUGUGGUACUCGGAAUGGAUUGGUUGGAUAUGUAUAAGGCUCAAAUUGUUUGUGAUGAGCGAAAGGUUGUCCUACGAGGAUCGAAUGGGAAGAGAAUAUCCUACCGAGGGAUUGAGAGGCAACCCGAGCCCAAGUUGAUGACAAUGCAGAAGUUGAGGAAGUACGCUCACCAGGGGUGUGAAGUGUACCUCUAUUUGGUGCAAGACGCUGAGAUGGAAGAACCUGAGAUCAAUCAAAUCCCAGUAGUGCGUGAAUUUCCCGACGUGUUUCUAGAGGAUCUCACGGAAAUGCUGCCGGAAAGGGAAGUGGAAUUCACUAUUGAUCUCGCACCAGGAACCGCACCAAUCUCAAAAGCGCCUUAUCGUAUGGCACCGAAAGAGAUGGAAGAAUUGAAGACUCAAUUGGCGGAGAUCGACGAUCUGUUCGAUCAAUUGAAGGGAGCUGGAGUAUUUUCAAAGAUUGAUUUACGGUCAGGGUAUCACCAAGUGCGAGUCGUGGAGCAGGAUAUUCCCAAAACAGCAUUCCGGACUAGAUAUGGGCACUACAAAUUUGCCGUCAUGCCGUUCGGAGUGACAAAUGCACCAAGGACUUUCAUGGACUUGAUGAACAGGAUUUUCCUUCCAUAUCUAGAUAAGUUCAUCGUUGUCUUUAUAGACGAUAUCUUGGUUUACUCAAAGACACUAGAGGAGCACGAAGAACAUCUUAGGACAGUAUUGCAAAUGCUGAGGGAAAAGAAACUUUCUGCGAAACUGUCUAAGUGCGAAUUUUGGAGGGAGGAAGUAGCAUUUCUUGAGAGAUCUCAAUUUGAGGCAAAGAAGAUGGCUGGAGUUGAUCAAGGAUUAUGA
Messenger RNA from Ipomoea triloba (trilobed morning glory), 1971 nucleotides. RefSeq lists its product as uncharacterized. Gene Ontology annotation, biological process: proteolysis. The record is from RefSeq and is a predicted model, not a curated record. Lineage: Eukaryota; Viridiplantae; Streptophyta; Magnoliopsida; Solanales; Convolvulaceae. The coding region runs from base 1 to 1971 and encodes 656 amino acids. The transcript is spliced from 4 exons. Gene Ontology annotation, molecular function: nucleic acid binding; aspartic-type endopeptidase activity; zinc ion binding.